CUGGGAAGUUUGGCAAUAGAGAUGGGGACCCAUUCGAAAGCUGGCAGGAAAGGAGAAAGAUGAUUAACAAAAUUUGAAGGGGAUAGAAAGGAUCGUGGAAAGAAAUAGUCACGGAUUCUACAUGUAAUAAUCUGGUUGAAUGAUUUAUAAAAACGGCAACAGCAUCAACAAUGGGGACAGUGAUCUAACAAUUGCUUCUCUAUAAGGAACAUCACCACUUUUAACUGACCAACGUGAAGAUCUGAGGUGGUUAAGGCUACUUCAUUGCCCCUCUCUAAUUGCCCAGCAGAGGUGGAUUUGGUGGCAAUUGUUUUGGCAACUGAAUGAUUUGGCACUGGAGAAAGUGGCAAAAGCACAUUCAUCAAACAGAUGAGAAUCAUCCAUGGGUCUGGAUACUCAGAGGAAGAGAGGAAAGCCUUUGCAAAGUUGGUCUAUCAGAACAUAAUCACUGCAAUACAGUCCAUUAUAAGAGCAAUGGACACCUUGAAUAUACAAUACCAGCAGCAGGGAAAUAAGGAAAAUUCUCAGGUAGUAAAGGAAUUAGAAGCCUAUAAAAUCACUACUCUUGAAAGACUGGAUGCGGAUGCGAUUAAAAGCUUAUGGAAUGAUCCAGGAGUAAGGGCAUGUUAUGAACGGCGUCGGGAGUACCAGUUGCUUGACUCUACAAAUUAUUACCUGACUGACAUUGAUCGAAUUGCAGCUAGUGAUUAUAUACCAACAGAUCAAGAUGUAUUGCGGGUUCGAGUACCAACGACAGGCAUUAAUGAGUAUUCAUUUAAUAUGCAUCGAGUAUCCUUAAGAAUUGUGGAUGUCGGAGGACAGAAGUCUGAAAGGAGGAAAUGGAUCCACUGUUUUGAGAACGUUAUAUCAGUUAUAUUCCUGGCAUCUCUCAGUGAAUACGAUCAAGUCCUAGAAGAGAGUGAGAACGAGAAUCGAAUGAGGGAGAGCCUCGCUCUUUUCCAUUUUAUUUUGAAGUCUGACUGCUUUGCAAAUUCAUCAAUGAUUCUUUUCUUAAAUAAAAUGGACAUUUUAGAGGAGAAGAUUCUUAAAUCACACUUAGUGGACUACUUUCAUGAAUUCGAUGGCGCUAAAAGAAAUGCUGGGGCUGCCAUGAACUUUAUCUUAAAAAUGUACCGGAGGCAAAAUGAAGAAAACAGAAAAAUCUACUGGCACUUCACCUGUGCUACAGACACAGAAAAUAUUCGCAAAGUCUUUAUGGAUGUCAGGGACACGGUCUUGGUGCGGAGCCUGGAAGAACUGGACUUAUUGUAGAAAGAGAUGAGGAAAGACCAGCAAACAAUGCACUCAGGAGUGUUGUACUCCUGGCAAAGUGAUGACUUAAACCUUUCCUAUGAAGCACAGCUGAGAACGCAACAAACUUCCUCAAAAACCACAAGGACGCCUCUAUCAAUGGCACAGGUUUCUUCAAUCUCUCAGCUGUUGCACCAGACUUUUGAGAAGUACUUACCAUCAAAAGCAAAAUAUUUCCUUGAUCAUAUCAAUAUGAACCUGCACACAGCUCCCUGGAAAUGCUGGGAAUCAGCAAAGUCUUAACAGAAGAUCAAGCAGGGAGGGAUGGUCAAAUGAUGAAGGACUAUAAUGUAGCUUCAUGAGUUUGAGGUCGUUCAACCAUUGUGAUGUUCCAAAAUUUGCUUUUAAAACCUGGGUUGCUUCAUUACUUUAUGUAUGCAGGAUUGAGCUUUUGCAGAGUGACUGACUGACCCAGAAUCAGAGGUAACAUGGCAAUAAUUACAGGAGAGGCCAUUAUGCUAGUAAAUGAGAGUGGUGAGGGCAUGCCAGGAGCAGAGAAUGUCACUCACGGUUUGCAGGCGGGCAAUCUGCCAUUUUAUGGUUUUAUGAUUUCAUGAUGGUUCCCCGAUGUUGUAUCUGCAGAAAAUACCUCCCAUCCAAUAAUUGCAUUGAUACUACACCCUCCAGCCCAGAGGAUGUAUAUGAAUGUACAAAUUAGGAGUAGGAGUAGGUCAUUCAACCCCUCGAGCCUGCUCUGCCAUCCAGUAAGAUCAUGACUCUAGUAAGAUUGUGGCCUCAACUCCACCAUUCCACCUUUUCCUGAUAUCCUUUGACUCCCUUGUUAGUCAAGAACAUACCUACUGCUGCCUUAAAAAUAUUCAUUGACCCUGCCUCCACGGCUCUCUGGGGAAGAGAGUUCCAAAAAUUCAUGACCCUUCAUGACAUCCAUGAAGAAAAGUUUUCUUCAUACCUCAGUCUUAAGUGAGACCCCCUUUAUUUUUAAACUGUGUCCCAUAGUUCUAGUCUCACCCACAAGGGAACCAUCCUUGCAGCACCCACCCUGUCAAAUUCCCUCAGGAUCUCAUAUGUUUCAAUAAGAUCACCUUCCAAUCUUCUAAACUCCAAUGAAUACAAGCCUAUCCUGUCCAGCUUUACGUUGUAAGGUAACCCCCCACCAUCCCAGAUAUCAGUCAAGUGAACCUUCUCUGAGCUGCUAGGUGAAUGGCUAGGCCCAAUCACAUGGUCUGCUCCUCCUUCUCUGGAGCUGUGUGUAUGUCCUAGAGUUGCCAACUCUUGCUUGGACAUAUACCUGUAGGUUUCAUCACAUGAUGCUAAUCACCCAGCCCCACACUCCUGCCAUUGGCCAUCCGACACAUUCAUUCUCACGGUGCCACACCUUCCCACCAACUGGAAAGCUGUCCAUUACCUGUUUGGAUGAUUCUUCAUUGUCGGUCAACAGCUUUUUCUUCUGUCUCCAAUGUUUUUAGAACUCACAAGUUUUCAAAGAAAAUGAACAAGAAGCACACAAUCUUUUUCAUGGCCCCAUGAUCUUUCUCCCAUGUUCCUUGUGGCAGUAUCCUGGAGAUUAAUCUUUAGUUCCUGAAGACACCAGGGCAAUUCUGGAGGGUUGGCAACCCUAUCAUGUACAGUUAAAUUCUCAAAUGUUGAGUUAGGUCAACAUCUUCCUUUGUGAAGAGCUGAAGUGAUGGCCAACAUGAUUGCAGUUGGUACGAACUGAAUAGUGAGGUGUUGUAUGGCCAGUGUUUUGAAACAUGUCAACACUGGUUUCUGGACCAUUGAAAGAAAGCGAGGCCAGCUCUCAGGGCAGUUUAAAACCAGUCGCUUCGUGGUAUAGGACUUGAAUAUUGCUGAAAAGAGAGACAUGUUGCCAAAAUUUUUCAUCUUGUGUUAAUCAGGACAAAUGCAAGAAUGACAAAUUUCAAAUGAUCACAACAAUUUAUAUUACAGGAGAAAAGAAUACUGAUUGAUUGGCAAGUUGACUCUGAUGGGCUGAGGUGUUGCCAUAGAGAAAGCAACGGGGAAUUAUAGGCUCCCCAAGCUCCUGGUUAUUUCAAAUAAGGCACAGGUCUUGAAAAUAUUCCUUUUGUUUGCAGAGAACAGGUCCCCAUGUAUGAAUGCAUGCCAUUUCUAGCAAGCAGAAAUGAGCCACAUUAGGAGCUUGACUGAUUAUCUUAAACUGGUUGUUAGUGUAGCUAUUAGCACACUCAGGAUUGAAGAGUUUUGGAAACAUGUCUCUCUUUUCAGCCAUUUGAAAUCUACAGUUGGCUUUAUUUUUCCAAUUUCUGGCCCACAUUAUCUGCUCAGACUCCAGUUUAAGGCUGCAGAAAAUAUUUGUGGAGUAAUGCAUUGUCUGUGCUACAGGUAUCACAUAAAAUGCUGUACAAGACAGAAAGAGGCCAUUGGGCCCAACUGGUCUGUGCUGUUAUUUAUGCUCCCUAUGCUUUUCCUCCCACCCUACUUCAUCUAACUCUAUGAAGCCUGAUUUGUUUAUUCAGAUUCCCCUUAAAUGCGUCUGUUAUUUGCCUCAGAUGCUCUUUGGUUCCGGGUUCGACAUUCUAACCAUUCUCUGGGUAAAGAAGCUUCUCCUGAACUACUUGAUGGAUUUAUUAGUGACUAGCUUAUAACUACAACCCCUAGUUUUUGUACCAGUACCAUUAAUUGACUUGAUUUAAGACAUUUCUCAUGGGUACAUGAUUCUACCAGGAAACAGAGUUGGGCUUAGAAGAUGAUUUGGAACAAACACUCAGCACUUCCCUAAGGGUUACAUCUAAAAAUAAAUUAUUUCCCUACAGAUUCCACAGGUGGCAGUGUGCGAUAGCACAAGGUAUCAGGAAGAGCUGUUUGUUUUAUCUGUCCCUCUGAGACAGAUAUAACAUUAGGUGGAUAUAAUGAUCUAUCUCACAACAUCUGAAAGAAUUAACUGAAUUUUUUAAGCCUGUCGAGAGAGAAACGUUGUAA
This is a messenger RNA of Carcharodon carcharias (great white shark), 4230 nucleotides long. RefSeq names its product guanine nucleotide-binding protein subunit alpha-11-like. NCBI's taxonomy places the organism in Eukaryota, Metazoa, Chordata, Chondrichthyes, Lamniformes, Lamnidae. Gene Ontology annotation, cellular component: heterotrimeric G-protein complex. Gene Ontology annotation, biological process: adenylate cyclase-modulating G protein-coupled receptor signaling pathway; action potential; phospholipase C-activating dopamine receptor signaling pathway. Gene Ontology annotation, molecular function: G-protein beta/gamma-subunit complex binding; GTPase activity; guanyl nucleotide binding. The coding region runs from base 370 to 1272 and encodes 300 amino acids. The record is from RefSeq and is a predicted model, not a curated record. The transcript has 8 exons.